CAGCAUAUAUCCUCUAAGUUUUCCCUAUCCAUCAGCAACAAAUACUUUUGAUUAAGGGGAGACGUUAUUCGAUUCAAAUUUGCAAAAUUUAUAUUUUUUUAAAUUAAAUAAAUUUGACGCACAUAAAAAUGAGUAAUUUCUAUCCUCAAAAUCCUCCGUACGGGCAAGGAAACGCAAAUAGUCCUUUCAUGGCUGCAGGUGCAACAGUUACAAUGCCAGAACCAUUUUCUGGGGGAGCCUUCCCAACUUAUCCUGUUGGCGGACAGCCGCCCUCCGCUCCACCACCUUCAGGCUACAACAUGAAUCCAGGGCAGUAUCCUCCCCAGAAUCCAGGACAAUAUCCUCCUCAGAAUCCAGGACAGUAUCCUCCACAGGCACCUGGACAGUAUCCCCCACAAGUACCUGGUGGGCAGUACCCUCCCCAAGCACCUGGUGGGCAGUACCCUCCCCAAGCACCUAGUGGGCAGUACCCACCCCAAGCACCUGGACAAUACCCUCUCCAGAAUCCAGGUGGAUAUCCUUCCCAGAAUCCAGGUGGUUACCCACCUCAAAAUCCGGGUGGUUAUCCCCCUCAAAAUCCUGGCCAAUAUCCGCCGCAAAAUCCUGGGUCUUAUCCCCCGCAAAAUCCUGGAUCUUACCCCCCUCAAAAUCCCGGAUCUUACCCUCCUCAAAAUCCCGGAUCUUAUCCUCCUCAGAAUCCCGGAUCUUAUCCUCCUCAGAAUCCGCCACCACAAAAUCCUAAUCAGUAUGUUCGCUUUUAGGUCGUUGCAAUGAGCUCAUGACAGUUGGCAUACGGUUGCGGUCCAUUUUUUGCCUAUCUUCGACAAAUUGCGUCUGAUUUACAUUUGUUAUUGUAAACAUUUUCUUCUCAUCACGAUCACAUAAUUUGCUUAAUAAGUUUUUUUUUUGUUAAAAUUUCGAGUUGCUUUUAUUCUCUAUGUUAGCUGGCGUUGAUAUUUUAUCCUAAAUAAAUACAUACGUGUGUAAA
Molecule: messenger RNA, 988 nt
Organism: Helobdella robusta
Lineage: Eukaryota; Metazoa; Annelida; Clitellata; Rhynchobdellida; Glossiphoniidae
Exons: 3
Coding region: 129-761 (210 amino acids)
Source: RefSeq, a predicted model, not a curated record